AUGGCAUCAAACAAAACCACCGUCGAUACCUCAAGUACCGAGCAUGGAACAUGGCGAAAGGAGCUAGAAGCCAACCUUGAGACCGCCAGACAACUCAUCAGCAAAUCCUUCUCACCCCUCUCGGAAACUCCAUACGUCCCAUCCAAUGACCCAGAUAAGAAGACAAUGACUUCCCUUCUGACCGAUCUCAGCAAAAUUGGCUUCAAGGAUGUCGAGACCCUGCUCACAUUGUUCAGCUCCGAGGUCAAGGGCCAGCAAGAUGAUGACAAGCUCAUUCUCGAACAUCUGGUGGCUCUUUUGGCAAAGUUGAAUGACAACUCAAAGAUUUCGACGCAACUUACCGGAAACUUCAUCAGUGGUCUUUGGAAUGCUCUUCCUCAUCCUCCCAUGACCAGUCUUGGCACCAAAUACAAGUACCGAGCGGCCGAUGGAUCUCACAACAAUAUUCACAAUCCUCAACUUGGAGCGGCAAAUACACCAUAUGCCAGAAGUGCAAAACCCUCCAUUCUCCAGAAUAUCGCCCUCCCUGAUCCUGCAGCCAUCUUUGACAGUUUGAUGGUCCGCGGAGACACUUUCACACCCCACCCAAACAAGAUCUCUAGCAUGCUCUUCUACCUGGCCACCAUCAUCAUUCACGACAUUUUCCGAACUGAUCAUGAUGAUUUCAAUAAUUCCAUGACCAGUUCGUAUCUUGAUCUUGCUCCACUGUAUGGAAGCAAUCAAGAUGAGCAAAACACCGUCCGAACAUUCAAGAAUGGACUCCUCAAGCCUGACUGUUUCUCUGAGAAGAGACUUUUGGGGUUUCCUCCCGGAGUUGGUGUCAUGGUGAUUAUGUUCAAUAGGUUCCACAAUUAUGUCGUCACUCAGCUUGCUGCUAUCAAUGAGAACGGCCGUUUCGCAAAACCGAAGGACGAUGAUCCAAAGAAGAAGUGGGAUGAUUAUGACAACGAUCUGUUCCAGACAGGUCGCCUCAUUACUUGUGGUCUCUACGUCAACUGCAUUCUCAAGGAUUAUGUCAGAACCAUUCUGAGCUUGAAUCGCACUGACACGAAAUGGGAUCUUGAUCCGAGAACGGAGGAGGGUAAGACUUUGUUCAAGACGCCUACAGCCGAGGGAUGUGGCAACCAGGUAUCGGCAGAGUUCAAUCUGAUUUACAGAUGGCAUUCGGCUGUCUCCGAAAAGGAUGACAAAUGGACUCAAGAUAUCUACACCAAGAUGUUCCCCGGAAAGAAGCCAGAAGAUGUCAGCCUUGGCCAACUGCUCGGUGCUCUUCGUGCCAUGGAAGCAAACACCCCAAAGGAUCCAUUUGAACGACCAUUCGCAGGUCUGAAGCGCCAAGCCGACGGCACGUUCAAUGAUGACGAGCUGGUCAAGAUCCUGCAGUCUUCUGUAGAAGACGUUGCGGGAUCCUUCGGUGCUAACCGUGUACCCAAGAUUCUGAAGUCUGUGGAAAUCCUCGGCAUAAUUCAAGCACGAUCCUGGAAUAUUGCGUCCUUGAACGAGUUCAGAGAGUUCGCUGGACUCAAGAAGCAUGCUACAUUCGAGGACAUCAACCCCGAUCCUAAGGUAGCUGAAAAGUUGAAGAAUCUUUACGAUCAUCCAGACUACGUUGAGCUGUAUCCUGGUCUUGUUGCAGAGAAGGCCAAGCCGCCCAUGAGCCCAGGCUCGGGUCUAUGCGUUAACUUCACGACCUCGUACGCAAUUCUAUCGGAUGCUGUAGGUUUGGUGAGAGGUGAUCGAUUCUACACAACUGAUUACACGCCGCGAAAUCUGACCAAUUGGGGAUACAAUGAAGUACAAUUCGAUCGUGCUGUUGAUGAUGGUUGUGUAUUCUACAAGCUCAUCCUCCGCGCUUUCCCUAAGCAUUUCAAGGGAGACUCUAUCUAUGCGCACUACCCGCUCGUCAUUCCAGAAGAAAACUUGGUUAUCAUGAAAUCACUCAACCGAGCCGACAAAUACAACUGGGAAAAACCAUCCCGAGCUCCAGAGACAGUCGUUGUCAAGUCGUACACCGCGGCGAAAAAUAUUCUUGGUGAUAAAGUAAACUGGAAGGUAACCGCCGGUGAUGGUAUACAAUACAUGACCAGCCAGCCGAAGAAGGCCAAUGGGGCCGACUUUGCCUUGUCAGGCGACAGUCCUGUUAACGAGUCGUCCCGAAACCUCAUCAAGAAAGGUCUUUAUCCCAAAGAUUGGCAAUCGGAAGUCAAGAAGUUCUACGAGCAGACCACUACUGAACUUCUCGAGGAGUACAGCUUCAAAGUACCCGGCAAGAACGCGUACCAAGUUGAUAUCGUCCGUGAUAUUGCGAACCUCGUCAGUGCUAGAUUUGCAGCAUCAGUCUUCAGCUUGCCUAUCAAAACUGAGGAGUCGCCAAGAGGCAUCUACACGGAACAGGAGCUGUACCAAGUUCUGGCUUUGUGCUCAAUCAACAUUUCUCACAAUAGUGAUGUAACCAAGAGUUUCCAGAUUAGAGAGGCAGCACAUCUGCUUGCGCAACAGUUGGGCGACUUGGUACUGCUCAACGCGGAAGCCAUCUCCGCUACCGGUUUCCUCGCUGACGUACUCGCGAAGCUCCAUCAACAUACUGCUCUGACCGAUUAUGGAACUCACAUGAUCCAACGAUUGUUGGAUAGCAAGAUCUCCAUCAAAGAUGUGGUAUGGUCACACAUUCUCCCAACGGCAGCAUCCAUGACCGCAAACCAAUCCCAAAUCUUCUCUGAAGCACUUGACUACUACCUUGGUGAAGGCGCCGAAUACAUUCCCAAGAUCUAUAAACUCUCCAAAGCCAACACCAAAGAAGCUGACGACCUCAUCACCCGCUACUUCCUCGAAGGUGCUCGCCUCCGCUCCACAGUUCGUCUCUCCCGAAACUUCAAGCCCGCCUAUCCCGCAACCACAAAAGUCGACAUCGCAGACGGCUCAUCAACCAUCAAUAUCCCUGCCAACGGUCGUGUCUUAGUAGAUAUCAAAUUUGCCUCCCAAGACGCAUCUGCCUUCCCCGAUCCCACAGCUGUCCGUCUCGACCGCCCUCUCGAGUCAUACUUGGCCUACGGAUAUGGGCCUCACCAAUGCGUAGGCAUGGAUGCCAGUCUCACGGCUAUGACUGCUAUGUUCAAGAUUGUGUUUGGCUUGAAAGGAUUGGGACGUGUAGUUGGUAGUGCGCCGGGUGGUGCGUGGUAUAGAGGUGCUGAGAGUCGGGGAGAGCUGAAGAGAGUUCCGGGUCCGUAUGGAGCAACGUUGUACAUGACGCCUGAUCAGACGAGUUUCUUCCCGUUCCCGACGACGAUGAAGGUCCAGUGGGAUGCAGAGUAG
Cadophora gregata is the source of this 3312-nucleotide messenger RNA. RefSeq lists its product as uncharacterized. The coding region runs from base 1 to 3312 and encodes 1103 amino acids. Gene Ontology annotation, biological process: response to oxidative stress. NCBI's taxonomy places the organism in Eukaryota, Fungi, Ascomycota, Leotiomycetes, Helotiales, Ploettnerulaceae. The record is from RefSeq and is a predicted model, not a curated record. The transcript has 6 exons. Gene Ontology annotation, molecular function: heme binding; monooxygenase activity; peroxidase activity.